GAAGCCAUCGCGCCCGGGUCUCCCCGCGGGCGUGGGAAAGGAAAGGACGCGGGCCUUCGAGCUCGGGCUGCCGGGGGCGCGCGGCCACCCACCCGCUGCUUCCCGGGCUCGGGCUGCGUUCGCAGCGGGCCUCCCUGAAACACCGCGCGGCCGACCCGCCCGUGAUGCCAGCCCUCCUCCGAGGAUCCCGGGCCCCCGCGCCCGCCAAGUGCGCUCUCGGCCUCACGCUCCCAAGGAACUGACCGGACGGACCUCGCCACCGCAUACUGUUCCUUUAGAGAAGCCGCCACUCCACAUCCCACAAAGUGGGAUUAGGGGUAUAGUCGUAUAUUAGGGAGGAGAAACCCAGUCGGUGUCCACCCGGAUAGUUACGAGAAAGCCUGGGUUUUAAGAAACGAGUGAUUAAAAGGUGACGUGAAGAGAAUUCGCACUCAAGAGGUUGGGGGUUCUUUUCAGACGCUUCCCCUUAAGUACUGUGUGGACGGCAAGGGGGUCGCUCAGCUCUAAAGCAAAGCAGGCACGAGAGCUCGUAAAGGCCGCGUAAAGUAGCGAGAGCCCGUGAAGAGGGCCUGGGAGGCGUCCGUGUCCGAGCACACAGCCCUACGCUUAAAGCCUCCGGCCGUUGGAGAGGCCAGCGGGACGGACUUACACUCGGAACGGGGUUUCCGCGAGCUCGGUUUUCCCGCCGGAGUCGGCCCGGCGGCAGCCUCCCGGUCUGCGCAGGCGCAGUUUCUCCUCUGGAGGCAUGGAAGUGGCGGCGCCGCUUCUGUGUCUGGCGGCGACUGUCCUGGUAUGGGGCGUCCUCUGGGUUUGGGGCUCCUGGGAGCGAGUGACGAGGCCGGAGCAGGCUGGCCUGCCCGGAGGCGGAAGCCGGACACUUCUGGUGACGGCGCACCCCGACGAUGAAGCCAUGUUCUUUGCUCCCACUAUUCUAGGCUUGGCCCGCCUGCGGCAUCAGGUGUUCCUGCUCUGCUUCUCCGCAGGAAAUUACUACAAUCAAGGGGAGAUCCGUAAGAAGGAACUCUUGCAGAGCUGUGAUGUUCUGGGGAUUCCCCCCUCCAACGUAAUGAUUAUUGAAAACAGGGAUUUCCCAGAUGACCCAGAUGUGCGCUGGGACCCAGAGCGGGCAGCUAAUGUCCUCCUCCGGCACGUAGAGGCCAACGGCAUCAACCUGGUGGUGACCUUUGAUGAGGGGGGCGUGAGUGGACACAGCAACCACGUGGCUCUGAAUGCAGCUGUGAGGACCCUGCAUGCAGAAGGGAAAUUGCCUAAAGGAUGCUCGGUGCUCAUGCUCCAGUCUGUGAACCUGCUGCGCAAAUACCUCUGUCUGCUGGACCUACCCUGCUCCCUGCUGCUCGCCCGAGACGCCCUCUUCGUGCUCACCCAACGUGAGGCAGCCCAAGCCCAGACAGCACUGCUCAAGGCCUUGAGAACACGCUCACUGGACUCAAAUUCAUCUACAAAGGACCAGGAAAGGACACAUGCCGAACAUCACGGGCUAACAUCCCUAAUGGAGACACAGACAGGAGACCCAGCAGAGGAUGUGCACAGAUAGUUCAGAAAAACCGGAGAACAAGUCUCUCUUUAACCUUCAACAUGAUAUCUACGCUCACAAACUGCAGUGAGGUAUGCUUUUCAUUGUUCCAGGCAAAAAUCACCAACUGAGCUUACUUGGAACUGCAUGUGUAGAGAAAUGUGCACUCCUGCAUGUAUCGCAGGAAUACAAAUCCACAACACUGGAUAACACCUGCCAACAUUGCAAAAUGCACAUUUUCUCUAACCUAGCAAUGCCACUUCUAAGAAUGUAUCCUGCCAUUAAAACUCUGUAUUUCAUCCAAGUACAUGGAUAUAGGUGUUAACGCACCAUCUGUAAAGGCGAAACCUUAUAAAAAAUGGAAACUGUGAAAUUAUAGGUCUUUUAUUUGAGGAAUUACAUAAUGUACACUUGAAUUGAUAGAAGCGUCUGUUAUUGAUAAUUUGUGUGGCAGUUUUUAUUGUUGAUUUUUUAAAUAAAGUUGAUAUUUUAAAGUAAAAAAAAAAAAAAAUGGAAACUGUCCCACAGAAGAUUAGUUAAAGGAAUCAAAUACAGACAUAAGAAUGGAAUCUCUUCGAGUUUUGAAAAGAAUGAGGCAAUUCCACUUAGAAAUACCAACAGGCAGACAAUCUCCAAGGUUACAGAGGGAACUGAAAAGGCGAGGUUUGAAACAAUUUGUGCAGUACACUAUACCAUUCCUAUUUUUAAAAAGCACACACCCUGGCACGCACUUUCAAAGAAAGAACUGAGAAAGCAGUAGUUUAUCUCUGGAGACACUGGGUGACUGAAGGGUCAGAGGUUUCCACAUGUCUUCCCCGACCAUCACCAUGGAGAGGAUGCCUCAGAGCCACAUAACGAAGUGGCUCCCUGAGGGGUCUCUUCUCAAACCACACCCCCCUCGCCCCCCGCCGACCUCUCCUCCACACACAGGCAGCAGAGAACAGUCACAUGGUCCCCAACCACGCAGGAUUAUCUGAUCAAACACUCCCCCUCAAGAAACUCACAGCCUCAUGGCGUCCUGGGUCUCAUCAGCAUGAGGGCCUGGUGCUGACACGCAGACUCCACCCCACCCUGUUCAUGCAUCCACCCACCAGCCUGACCCACUCCCGAAAUUUCUGCUAAACACAUGGCCCAUCUUAGUUGUAAUGCCCUGUACGUUCAACCUCCCUGCUCACUUCUGUCUCCCUGUUCACUUCUGUCUCCAUGCCCUGUCAGAAAUUACCACCAUGACGACCGACCCAUGGUCAAUUCUCCCGACCUCAGGGGUCACACCCUCUGAGCCUGACCAGUCCUUCCAUUCUGAGGAUGCUCAUUUCCAGGCUGCCCACUGAUCUGCCUCCACCCUCUGGGCACGAAGGCCAACCUGCAGCUCCUUGGACAUGCAGAGUGUGCACCCCCAACACGCCUCAUCUCUAGGGGCCUGCCCGAGCCCACCAAGACUCGCUACCAGCCAGCCUCUGCCACGCUGCCCUGCUCAACUCUCCACACGGCAUUUCCAGGCCUCUUAUUUCUCUGUCUCCCCUUCGUAAAACAUAAGCUCUGAGGGGACAAGGGCCUUGUCUGCCACAUAAACUGCUGGGUUUCAGUGUGACAGAGCCUGGCACACAGGAGGUGCCCAUAAACACUGCUGAAUCAAAGAAUGAGUUCUGUACUUAAUUUUAAAGAACAAACAGAAAAUUGCUCCUUCAACAGGCUGGGUCAGAGAAGAGAACAGCGCAGUAAACACCAGGGCAACAACUGAUGAGCGGGCCCAUGGCGGGUACAAAGUGGGUAACUGUCAACUCUGAAACCGAGGGCUCCUGGCCGCCCAUGUGUCUUCGGGGACCACCUGUCUCAGGGGGUCGGGCCACAGUCUCUAGCUGGCACCCAGGGGAGGGGGUCUCGUGGGAAAGACAAGGGCAGGCCUGCUGCCCACUGGCACCCUCCUCCCCACACAAGACACCCACGGGAAAGAUCCAGGGCAGACAAAGAAAAGCAGACAAACUGACCCAAGGUGCCUGGGAUUAAAUCUCAGCUUCUCCUUCCAGACGCUCACUGAGUGGCCACUCAGUUCCAAGGCCCCGGGGCCAGGAGCACAGACAUGAAUAGAGGUGCUUCCAGGAGCCCCUCCUGACCCAGAGAAGGAGACCCUCGCACAGCUUACAACCCCAAAGCAAAGACACUGAUCAGACCACAGCAGGCAAUGGGACCCGAGGACCAAUCACAGCCCCAUCCCACCCCAUGAGCAGAGAGUGCCAAAGCUUCUGUACUCUUUGACCAGAGAUUUUACUUCCAAGAGAACUGAUCCAAAGAAACAAUUUCUAAAUUAUUAAAGACUUACACACAGGGAGGUUCAAGACAGCACUGCACUCAACCUAGACGUUUAAGUGUAGAAAAUCACUUGUGGUACAUUCAUAUAACAAAAACCACUACAAAUACAGCCAUAAUUGUAUAAGUAGGAAGUGGCUGUGGCUGGGAGGGGGUGGACGAGAGGCCAGGGGCCGAGGGACAAUGGUAGGAAGGCCUUUCACUCUGUACCUUGCAAAGCUGGAUCAAGCACAAAAAAUUCCCCCAAAGAAUAAAGUAAAAAAUCUUUUCAAUUAUUUAUUUUUCAUUAGGAAAUGGUAAGAGUCAGUUAUGAAACAGAAAAAGAGGUAAGAUUCUGUGCUGAGAAAAAUGCAUACAUUUAGACGUAUUCAUCCAUGUCCAAAAUAACACACAAGGACACACACCAAAACACAAUAAUGGUUACCUUUGAUUGACAGGAUCUGGGUGAUCUUAAAUUUAAAUUUAUUUUCUGAUCCUCCAUGUUUGUACAUAAUGGAUCAAAUAUGUAUCCAAAAUAUAAAGGAGAAAAACAACAACCUUUUAAAGAGAAGCAUGAAACCUGGGUGACAGGGAAAGUAAAAGCCCCCGAGAGGCCCAGGAGGCCCUCGGCCCCCUGUAAGCCAGG
Molecule: messenger RNA, 4466 nt
Organism: Dama dama (fallow deer)
Lineage: Eukaryota; Metazoa; Chordata; Mammalia; Artiodactyla; Cervidae
Gene: PIGL
Product: phosphatidylinositol glycan anchor biosynthesis class L
Exons: 7
Coding region: 746-1555 (269 amino acids)
Biological process (GO): GPI anchor biosynthetic process
Cellular component (GO): endoplasmic reticulum
Molecular function (GO): N-acetylglucosaminylphosphatidylinositol deacetylase activity
Source: RefSeq, a predicted model, not a curated record